UUCUCAACAUCUUCGAUAGCUUGUGAGCUCUUUUGUUUUUUCUUUAUCCCUUUCACAACAUUAGCUUCCCUUCCACCAGGGUGGAACUUCUUGUUGAUGCAGCAAAGAGACUAGUUUGUGUAACAUUCUCAUUUGAUUUUGCCAAAUGAAUGCACCUAACAGGAUACCGUAUAGUAUAAACUAAGUUUCACAAGAUUUGGUGUUGGGUGUCUGAUAGAAAGUGGUUGAAUAAACAAGCAAUGCUGUGAGUAGUCUGUCCACAUCUCCAUUAAUACCACAAAAUACAACCGUUGUACGGUAACAGUGUACAAAAAAUGAGGCAAAUGUUGGUGAAAUCUUUUGCACAAAUCCGAAUCAUAUGAAAAGUUAAAAACCUAGCUUUGACUAUUUGCAAUUUUGGGAAUAGAGGGUUUUUAUGCUCUCUGUAACCAGCCUUAAGGAUUAUCCUAAUUAACCUGUUUUGCAGUUAUUAUUAGUGAUUGUGAUUGUAAUUGAGGCUGAAUUGCACUUCACAAAUGUGUGCUGCAUGCAUUUUGAGCCAAGGUCUUGUUUUGCACCAUUAAAAAAUGGACAAAAAUAUGCCCAACAUCCUCCUCGGCAACUCACUAACAGUUAAGUGACCCACUGACUUAUUCUUAGUUCACUUGAUAAUCCAGUAAUGAAGGGGCGUCGGUGUUGUCGGGGUGAUUUGCAUCACAAACAAGCUGUAUAUAUGUAUCAAUAUAAACAUAUUUGUAUCAAAAGAGUAUCAAUGUAUGUACAGUAUGUCACUAAACACAGGUUAUGACAACGUUCCCCUCAAAAUCCUCAAUCCUUUUUCUAUUUUCUUGUAUAGCAGAUUUCUUCCCAGAGGGUUCAUCAAACGUCUUUGUAGAUCUUUGGAAACAGUACAUUUAUCAUCCAGUACCAGGUGUACUUUGGGACCCAGGAAGCUGUUGCCAUAGUUAUGGUUCCCAAGGAAACACAGGAGGAAGCUGUAACAGGGGUCCUGCUCCACCUGCAGUUAAUCCUUAGGGGAGGAUACAAUAGCUGUUGAUCUGUUUGGCCAAUUGUUCUCUCAGGAUUCUAAGAAUACUGCUACAAAUCAGUUUCAUUGAGCUAGUAAGCUCUAACUUCAGCAAAGGGAAGUGUGAAAUGUAUUUGAUAAAGGGUGACUGUGCACUUCCCUGAUGCAUGCGUGCUGAUUAAACGCUUGGAAAAGCCUGCAAGUCUUUCUGCUAUACUUGCAAGCUAAUUUUGACGACAUUGGCUGUCUCUUCUCUUCUUUAAUCUCAAUCACUGCACGGCAACAGCCUGUUGGAGUCUCUGCAUGCAUGCAUGUGUGCUUUUGGAUGUGUGUUCAUGUGAGAGAAAGUGAGUGUGAAUGUGUGGGAGAGCUGGGUUCUGCAGUAUCUGGUAAAAGCCUAAGGAGAACAACAUAAGCAAGGACUAAAACAGCCUAUCGAAUGAUGUUUGCAUAUGUCUCGACAUUAGUAAACCUGUUUGGUGCUAUGUGGAUAUAAGUAGGUGAACAUCCUUAUACUAGCUUUUGCUCCUUGCUCCUAGAUGAUGAUGUAUCCUGCAAUUUGUGUGAUUUCAGUGACACCAUUUUCCUUUACCUCAUCAAACACCAACAAGAAUGAAUACACAUAUUUGUAUAUGGAAGUGCACAUGUGAGAGUACAUUUAGAAUAGAUUUUGUCAUAUUGGUUGUUGGAGUACAGACUAGUAAUGGUGUCUGACAGUGACAAAGGCAGAGAGGUGUCAAAUUGCAGCUUCAAAAGACUGUAUAAGACAAUUUAGCAGAGACAGGGAGAGACAGAGUGAGAGAGAGAGCGAGAGGGUGGGUGGAGAUGAGUUAGGAAAAGCGAGGAAGAGAGACGGAAUAAUGUACUGAGAGAUGGGAAGAGAGUGACUUGGAGUGAGAUGAGAUAUGUAGGAGGGACGGGUUGAAGCAAAAGAGUUGCAGCAUGAUUCUUCAAACCAUCCUCCCACUUCAGAUGCUCUCCCUCUUGCCUUCUUCCGUCCACCUGCUUCCUUUCAUCUGCCCAGCCACUCAUCUGCCCCAUACUCCAGCCAAUCGUUUUUAAUGGGAGCGCACAAAAAGGCAGAGGGAAGAUUGACUGGCCAUCUUCUUGGAACAUCACUCAGAGAGGAGAGUAGGAAGUGGGGAAGGAGGUGGGUUUGGAAGAGGACAGAGAAAAAGAGUGAGUUCCUUUAAAUCAAUUAUCGUAUGCUGUCCAGCCCACACUCCAUAUCACGCUGUCCACUCUUUGUUGGUGGUCGGGUUCAAGACAGAAGAUUUCUAGAAAUGGAGAUGUUGGCGCAUUCUCCGGGCUAGAACAGAAGUUGGGAGGAUGGACGAAUUGAUGGACGAAAGCAGAUGAUCAAAUGGACUGGACGCACAAAGAAAGCCUGACGUUCCAACUGUAAAAGGACGCUUUUACUUUCUACCUCAUGCUAAUCUCUUUAUCUGCCAGCUGCUCUCGUGAUAUUUGUGUAGCUAAAAAAGGCACAAGAGAUGGGAAGCGAUAAAAGGAAAUUGAAUUUACAAUGCCAUGUUAAUUCUUUGCAGAAUGUGGUGAAGGUAGCAUGAAAAGGUUGUACUAUCACUUUGAUGGCAAAAUCCAUACUCUGAAAAAAACUAAUCAACAAAUGAAACGGGAUGAAGCAACGGAAAAGUGGCACAACAUGAACUCUUGAUUGCCUUUCAGAGGAAAAAAAGCAAAAACAGACAGCAGAGAAGAUGAACUAUAUUUUUGGCAACAAUACUCUUUACCCCCGUAGUGGGAGGGUAGGUGGAACCUCCGGAGGUCAGGCUGCAGGGAUAGGAGUCAAGCAAAAGUUGGGACCCAAGCGUGGCUCUUCGGAGGAGCUGGCACCUCCACACAGCUCCUCCACCUCCUCUCCUGCCUCCUCAUCUCCUUCUACCUCCUCCUCUCGCUGGCAGCAGCUCCUUAUGUUCUUCUCCAAGAGGAGUGCCUUCACUGACUGUAUUACUUCAAACCAGGCCAAUCCCCCUCCCGUGGUGGUCAACACAGACAGUGUCGACACCCCCCCAUACGUAAAUGGAACAGAAGCAGACUAUGAAUAUGAAGAAAUCACAAUGGAGCGGGGUAACUCGGGUUUGGGCUUCAGUAUUGCAGGAGGGACUGAUAAUCCCCAUAUUGGAGAAGACCCGUCCAUCUUCAUUACCAAGAUUAUACCUGGAGGGGUCGCGGCCCAGAAUGGACGACUCAAGGUGAAUGACUGUAUAGUCCAGGUAAAUGAGACAGAUGUCAGAGAAGUGACCCACAGUGGGGCCGUGGAGGCAUUGAAGGAGGCUGGAGGUCUGGUCAGACUGUGUAUACGACGCAAGAGGAGUCUCACGGAUAGAAUCAUGGAUAUAAAGCUAGUGAAAGGUCCCAAAGGGCUGGGAUUUAGUAUAGCUGGUGGAGUCGGAAAUCAACACGUUCCAGGGGACAACAGCAUCUAUGUGACAAAGAUCAUUGAGGGAGGGGCCGCGCAAAAAGAUGGACGGCUACGGAUAGGCGACAAACUUGUAGCUGUAAACGGCUCUUGCCUGGAAGAAGUAUCUCACGAGGAAGCAGUGGCUGCUCUGAAGUCGACCCCCGAUGUUGUUUAUCUCCGUGUGGCCAAACACAGCUCUGUAUUCAUCAACGAAAACUUCCCUCCUCCUGAUGUCACCAAUUCCUACCCCCCACAUCAGGACAACCACGUAAGUCCCUACAUGAGCGGAAGCCAGUCUGUGAGCCCUGCCCCAUUGACCACUCCUAGAUACUCCCCGAUGCCCAGGUCCCUGACUGUAGAUGAUGAGGUCACAAGGGAACCCAGGCGUGUGAUGCUCCAGAGAGGAUCUACAGGUCUCGGUUUCAACAUUGUUGGGGGGGAAGAUGGAGAGGGAAUCUUCAUCUCCUUCAUUCUAGCUGGUGGUCCAGCUGAUCUGUGUGGGGAACUCCACAAGGGAGACCGGAUCCUCUCAGUGAAUGGUGUAGACCUGUCAAGUGCAACACAUGAGCAGGCAGCUGCAGCGCUAAAGAACGCAGGACAAACCGUCACCAUUGUUGCACAGUAUAGACCAGAAGAGUACAGUCGUUUUGAGGCAAAGAUCCAUGACCUGAGGGAACAGAUGAUGACUAGCAGUGUCAGUUCCAGCUCCACAUCGCUUCGAUCCACACAGAAACGCACACUUUACGUCAGAGCGCUGUUUGACUAUGAUGGAAGUGGAUCAGACCUGAGCAUGCCCAAUCAGGCCCUGCCUUUCCGUUUUGGGGAUAUCCUUCAUUUGAGCAGUGCUGGUGAAGAGGAAUGGUGGCCCGCCCGUCAUCUCAGCCCCCCACCCCCAAACUGCCCUGAAGUUGGAGUCAUCCCCAGCCGCAGAAGGGCAGAGAAGAAGGAGAAGUCAAGGUUGAAGACGGUCCGUGUGAUGAGGCCUCAGGAUAGAUCAGAUCAGGAUGAAAAGGAGCUGGUACCCUCUGGCACCAGCGAUAGUGAGAGUAGUUCCUCUGGCCAAGAGGAGACCUUCCUAACCUACCAACCAGUUAUGCAACAGGAAGUGAAUUACACGCGCCCUCUUAUCAUUCUUGGGCCAAUGAAAGAUAGAGUGAAUGAUGACCUCAUCUCUGAGUUUCCUGACAAAUUUGGCUCCUGCGUCCCACACACAACUCGUCCACGUCGAGACUACGAAGUGGAUGGCAGAGAUUAUCACUUCAUGUCCUCCAGAGAGCUCAUGGAGCGCGAGAUCCAGGAGCACAAGUUUAUUGAGGCGGGACAGUAUAACAACCACCUGUAUGGAACCAGCAUACAGUCUGUUAGAGAAGUUGCUGACAAGAGUAAACACUGUAUCCUGGAUGUAUCGGGGAAUGCUAUAAAACGUCUGCAGUUGGCAGGCCUGUAUCCUAUUGCCAUCUUAAUUCGGCCAUGCAGUGUUGACAACAUCCUGGAGAUGAACAAGCGUUUUACUGAGGAGCAGGCAAGGAAGUCCUUUGACAGAGCAGUCAAACUAGAGCAGGAUUUCACAGAAUAUUUCACUGCGUUUGUCCACGGCUCAUCUCUCGAGGAAGUGUAUUCGCAAGUCAAGCAGAUCAUUGAGGAGCAGUCUGGGCCUUACAUCUGGGUGCCCACUAAGGAGCGGCUCUGAGAAAACACAGCUCAUACUACAAGUUUGUAAACGCCAACUUUGGCAACACUAUCAGCCUGUUUCUCCGUUUCCUCGCACAUACCUCCAGGCUCACACACACGUAUUUACACAAGCACAUAACACAGGAGGCUGAGACUAUCUGGAACUCCCACUUCCUCAGGAGGGAGGAGCUCGUGUCUUUCCAGCAGCCCAUCGGUGGAUCUUCCGACGGCUCAGUUCCUUAAUGUUUAAGGACGUAGUUCAAAUCAAGGCGACAUGUACCAUUAUCUGAGUUAUUGAUUUCUUUCUUGUUCUAACUAUUGUUGUUGUCGUUGUUGUUUUCAUAUUUACAAAGGGUAAUGCAUUCACAUAUGGGUUUGUAAUGAUAAUAUUGUCACCAAGAGGCAGACUUUUGCACGCUGUAGCUUUAAGAGCAUGUUUUUGGGGGACAAAAUAUUGAUCUCCUUCCCUUUGUGUCUGUCUUUCUCCAUGGCAUCGCUCCACUUUAUACUGAAAUAUCUCUGUGACUCUUGCUCUGUCUUAACUACCUUUCUCUCAUAUCCUACCACUUCCCUGCCAGACUGCCUCAAAAGUUUUAAUUAAAUAUGAGCUGAAAUUUUAAAUAUGCCCUGGCGUCGUGGCAUGACGGGCCUCGAUAGAAAACAUAUAGCACUGUACAAAACUGCUUCGAAAUGUAGCAUAAAUAUGAAUAUACAUAAUGUAUCAACUAAAGCUAAAAUACAAACAUUCAAUUAGGUUGCAUUAAAGUAAUCAAUGGAGUGUGUACAAUAUUUUGUCCAGAUUCAGUCCAGAUUGUGCAUUGGGCCUGUUUUUGUUGAACAUUUAAUCGUGACUCAAGCCCUCCUAAAGCCAAGGUGAUUUGAGGAGCUCAUUGAGAAACUUGGACAUUGAAGAGAAUCAAAACCACAAUAUGAUAUACAAAGUCUUUACAUUACCCAUCACGAGGCCAAAAGGCUGGAGUGCAGUGAUUUGUUUUUUCCUUUAGGUUUAUCAGACCUUUUCACUUUAACAGUUUGGUAAGUGCGAGUCCUGCCUUCCCAGUUUACGUAACUUGGUUGAGUCUCAAUCCACAAGGAUUCAUCUGCCUUUUCUGCUCUUCUUAUGUGGCUAUAUUUAUAUGGACAUCCUUAUUCCACUAUUAACCUUAUGCAGUGACAAUACACUGUUACAAGUAAGGUCAUAAUCAUGGUAAGAAUAGUCCGAAUAGUCCAAUCAAAAGACUCAGGAUGAUGCGCUAUAUUCUUCUACAGUACCUGGGAUUAUUCUAUAUAGCUGUAAUGUGAAUAAUAUACCAUUCUAGGACUCACAGAGCACUGAAUCCAUCACAACUGCAGUUUAGUUGUCAAAGAAGAUGUUUCACUUCUCAUCCGAGCAGGUUUCAUCCGUUUAUGCUGAAAGACGGGAUAGGGCAGCUGUAGUCUGAGGGGAUGGUGCAGGAUCCAAAGAUGUAUUCUUUAAGGUAGAAGCAGGCCUUACAUCCCAACGUGCGUGCUCCUACAUGCAAAAAAGAGACACGCACGUGGCCAGCAGGGAUUUUCAAACCCGCAGACAGCACGCAAAGCCCGUAGGACGAAAAUUGGGCUGCAGAUUAUUUUCUCGGUGCAUGCAGGAAAAGCUUGCACGCAGCCAGGUCCCAAGGGCAAGGCGGAGGAGGAGUGUGUGACCCUUGCAUGUGUCACAAUGUCACAAGUACAUUGUGUGCAUUGCCCGGCCACGGCAGCGGCUCCUCUCGUGGCGGGCAACUCCUCCACCUGUACGCUCUGGUUCUCCCGGUCACGAUAGGCGUAGGUGCCGUAGGAAGCCAGUACGCCCAUCUUGCAAUCAAAGUGAGUGGGCUGCACGAGCCUCGCUCGAUGCCCGCACACGUACGUCUCCAGCGAGUGAAACAUACCACAGCCUUACAUGAAGCUCACCUAGCACGCAUGAGUCGCACUCACAAUCUUAAAGCUACCAACGGAGGGCGAGCGGCAAGCACGUGGGUGUCAUGAAUCACUUGUUCCAUAAGUACGACACACUUUCAACCCCUUUGAUACUCUACUUGCUCGACAUGCUGGCCACGGCCAAUAAAUUUCCCAAAAAUGUGUGGUAACACGUACGUCGGGAUGUAAGGCCGGCUUGAGAAGACAAUGACCUGGAUGAAUGACAAUAUUCACAAUAAUGUACUUUAACUUGUUAAGUGAACUGCAAUUGGAAUAUUCUAUUACCAAUCCCUGAAGCUUGAUAAUAGGAGUAUCUUACUGUCCAUGUAAACAUAACCAGUGUCUCAACUCCAUCUUCUCCACUGUUUGUGUGGCAUAGCUUUAUAAACCACCCUGACUAUUAGAAGUGUCACUGUUGUAGCUUUUCUUCUUACUGCUGUUGCACUAAUAGGGGCUUGCUCCUUCAAAGCAUCUUUUAACAGUAUUUGAGGUGUCAUUUUGAAUAUGUGAUUCAGUUGUGUCAUCCUGUUAUAUGGCUUAUUAGCUAUAUUUCAAGGUUAAAGUGGAGCUGUUUAAGUCUUACCAUAUAGAUGACGUGCAUUGCUGGUCCAGCAUGCGCAAAUUGCACCUGAGACUCGCCGCAUAAAUGACCUUUGCCCUUAUGCACAAAGCUAUGGUUUGGUGGUAUAGCCUUCUCUCCACAAAACUUUUCAGUGGAAAGUUGUAUGACUCCGCUGCAUACUGGAAGCCCAGAAGAGUCAUAUAACGUUGGUACAUAUCAAUCCACAGAGGAGAUUCUUCAUGCAUGAAUGCAUGCAUGCACAAAAAGUGGAAGAAGCCAUCAUGAUGAUCAUGAAACCUAAAGUCGGGCAGUUCCGCUGUCACCUUUUUUUGUCGUCUGGUAAUUCAUGAAUACAGCUAUUAUUUGUUUACAAGAGAACUUCUCAGGGCAUCACAGCUUAUACAGCAUCCUCCAGGGAAAUAUUAGAAAUCCUCGUAGUAGUUUUGUGCAGGGAACACUGUGCAACUCAUUCAUGAAGUCGCAGUUCUCUUGAGAGCUCAGGUCAUGAAUGGGGCUUCUCUCAAAUAAGGCGAUGGUUUGUUAUAUCAUGUCAAUAUCUUAAGUACUAAGAUGCUUUUGGAACUGCAGCCCCAGAUGGACCUUGUCAGUUACCUGUUUCCCAUUUCCAACCUCCACCCUGAAGCUGACUGGACCCCAAAGACUCACAGAGAAGCCAGUUCUGCAUAAUAUAAGUCUGCACUAUGUGUGCUUUUGAAAGCUUAAACAUCUCCCAUUCUGCACAAAAUGCUGAGCUAAAUUAGUCUUCUUUCCAUCAGUAAUUGUCUGUGAAACUUGGCAUAAUAACAGAACUGGACUCUGUGUGAUUUUGGCUUUGCGCUUCAGCCAGGGGAUCAUGUCACAUGUCUGUUAGUUAAGCACUGAUGCAAAGAAUCUAUUUCAGAGAUGGAUCUAUAUAUAACACAUUAUAAUAUUUAUCCCUGCGCUAACUGCCUAUUUUGGUACAAAAAUAAA
Messenger RNA from Dunckerocampus dactyliophorus (ringed pipefish), 8571 nucleotides. RefSeq names its product discs large homolog 1-like protein. Gene Ontology annotation, biological process: neurotransmitter receptor localization to postsynaptic specialization membrane; chemical synaptic transmission. Gene Ontology annotation, molecular function: kinase binding. The coding region runs from base 2725 to 5118 and encodes 797 amino acids. Lineage: Eukaryota; Metazoa; Chordata; Actinopteri; Syngnathiformes; Syngnathidae. The record is from RefSeq and is a predicted model, not a curated record. The transcript is spliced from 21 exons. Gene Ontology annotation, cellular component: neuromuscular junction; postsynaptic density membrane; neuron projection.